This is a messenger RNA of Ambispora gerdemannii, 1002 nucleotides long. The record is from the annotation of a GenBank genome assembly. Lineage: Eukaryota; Fungi; Glomeromycota; Glomeromycetes; Archaeosporales; Ambisporaceae.
AUGUCAGGAAGUAAUAAAAAAAUAAUUGACGAAAAAGAAAUUAGCAUCUUAGUCGAAAAAUCAUUAAAAGAAACCGAAAAUUUUUCCGAAAUAGAAACAACAAAAAAAGAUUAUUUAGAAAAAGGUGGCAUAAUAUCAAGUCUUUUCCAACAAAUAAGCCAAGAAAAAGACCAAGAGAGAAAAAAAGAAAUAGAAGAAAAAUUAAAAGAACAAAAACCGGAAAAAGAACAAAAAAAAGAUAAAUUAGAUAUUUACCUAGAAGGAAAAAGAUUUCCGCUCGGUAAUCUUCACCCACUUACGCAAAUUAGUCAAGAGAUUUAUGGAGUUUUUUUACCACUUGGUUAUCAAAUUGUUGAAAGUGAUGAAAUAGAAAACGAAGAAUAUAAUUUUAAUAAAUUAAACAUGCCGCCCGAACACUCGGCUCGGGGCAUGCAUGAUACUUUUUACCUUAACGCUAAUUUACUGCUGCGUACUCAUACUUCUAAUACCCAAAUAAGGGUUCUGGAAAAUAAUCCUAAUCAGGAACUAAAAAUUAUCACGGCUGGCAAAGUUUAUCGGCGCGACGAAGACGAUGCUACUCAUACCCACCAAUUUACCCAAAUAGAAGGAUUUGUGGUUGGUUGCAAUAUUUCUUUUUCUCAUUUGAAAGGCACUCUAGAAUUAGUACUAAAAAAAUUGUUUGGAGAAAAUAAUCCUAUUCGUUUUCGCCCUUCUUACUUUCCUUUUACCGAACCGAGCGUAGAAGUAGAUGCUCUCUGUAUUCUUUGUCAAGGAAAAGGUUGUAAUAUCUGUAAAAAAACCGGCUGGGUCGAAAUAUUAGGAGCUGGUUUAAUCCACCCCCAAGUUUUAAAAAAUUGCGGUUAUGACAACCAAAAAUUUACUGGUUUUGCCUUUGGGCUAGGAGUAGAGCGAUUGUUAAUGAUAAAACACGGAAUUGAAGAUAUUCGCCACUUUUACCUAAAUGAUGUUCGAUUUUUAAAGCAAUUUAGAGUUAUGAGUUAA